AUGCCGGACGGGAGAGGCGCCACCCUGCUCGAGGACCUGCCCGAGGAGAUCAUCGACACCAUACUCACCCGUCUUCCGUCCAAGGACGUCGGCCGCUGCCGCGCUGUCAGCGCGUCGUGGCGCAGCGCCACCUCCACGCCCGAGUUCAUGCUCCGGCACCACCGCCGCCAGCCGUCGCUCCCCAUCAUCGAUGGCCGGGGGAUGGUCGUCGCCCUCGGCGCUGGCGUGCUCUGGCCCUUCCUCCCAGGCGCCAAGCACCGUGACAAGGUUCGCCUCAGAGGCGCCUGUGACGGCCUCCUCGCCGUUUCCUGGGGAUCCCGAUCCUACGUCUGCAACCCGGUCAUCCGCAAGCACGCUCUCCUGCCGCAGCCCCAAAUUCACCAAAACCAGAUAGGUUUUGCGCAAGACGUCGACAACGCCAUAAUCGGUUUCUACCACCACCAUCCAACUAGAGAACUCAGGGUGCUCUGGGUCUCACAACACUUGCAUAAAUACAGUUUAUAUAUCCUCACACUAGGAAGCGAUAGGCCGAGGCACGUCGAAGUCAGACUGCCAACAGCAUCGCCGUAUUCCAUGGAACAUAAGUUACUCGCCGUGUUGUUCUGUUCCAUCCAUUUUCCAGUAGUCGACCACGGCAACCUGCACUGGCAUCCCUAUUGCGCCACAUAUCUGACGGGCGUCGAUGAACAAAUUAUCGUAUUCGACACACAAGUUGAGUCAUUCCGGUGGAUGCCCUGCCCUCCCCGGAUGUCCUACAAUUUGAAGUUGUUCAACAUGAAGGGGAGGCUUGCUUUCUCAGGUAGCUCUCGUUACCCUGACACCGGUGUUGAUGUAUGGGUGAUGCAGGAUUACGACGCCGAAAUCUGGGCUUUCAAGUACAGGAUCGACCUAUCAGUGGUGGAUCAGGCGCCUUUCAAAAGGGAAAAGCAAAUACCACUUAAUUCAAGGGUGAAAUGGAUGCGCGGUAUCGCCAGUAUGGCUGCGCUUGACGAUGGUGAGCUUCUGGGCAUGUUUGAUGCAAGACAUGCGUUGCGCUGCGACAUUGAUGGGAGGUUCUUAGGACUGGUGAACGUUGGGACGGGUCAAUAUUGCAUGGAAUUUACUCAGCUUCGCCUCAAAGAGAGCAUUAUUCCAUUUCCGUACCAUGCGAUGCAAGGAGAAGACGGGGAGGAGGAGCCAUUCUCCAUAGAGCAUGUAUGA
This is a messenger RNA of Lolium rigidum, 1200 nucleotides long. RefSeq lists its product as uncharacterized. NCBI's taxonomy places the organism in Eukaryota, Viridiplantae, Streptophyta, Magnoliopsida, Poales, Poaceae. The record is from RefSeq and is a predicted model, not a curated record. The coding region runs from base 1 to 1200 and encodes 399 amino acids. The transcript has a single exon. Gene Ontology annotation, molecular function: protein binding.